AUGCCAUUCUCUUCCCAAUAUGGCUCGCUCUUCGAGCAAAACAGCGAGCAGUUUGACUUCAACAUAGACUUUGAGCAAGUCUUCUUCGCUAUCAUCCCAUCUGCUCUCUUCAUAAUACCCGCGUUAUGGAGGACAAUUUCCCUUUCUCGAAGGCCCAUCGUCGUUAACGCUUCCGUCUUUCGACUUGUCAAAGUGGGUGCCAUUACCGCGUACGCAGCGCUUCAACUUGCGCUCGUCGUCCUAGCCGCCGCUGGUCACUUUCAUGCCACAGCUAUGUUCAUGGCGACCUCUGUCAUCAAGCUGCUAGCGGCCGUUGCCAUGCUGCCUCUAAGUGUCGUUGAGCACUCUCGAACCCCUCGGCCGUCUAUGCUGCUAAUGAGCUACUUGAUCCUGACGCUUCUCCUCGACGCAGCCCAGUCGAGGACGCUCUACUUAUCACUAUCAUCCGCCGUAUCUACUGAGCGCGCUUAUAGCAACCUCUUUACUGCCGCUGUGGCCGUCAAAGUUGUUGUGCUGCUAUUGGAAUCCCAGCAUAAAUCCAGAUGGGUUCACUGGGACAAAAAGGAGCAUAGCCCAGAGGAAACAAGUGGCAUCUUCUCCCUUGGUGUCUUCUUCUGGCUCAACCGAUUGUUCCUAACCGGAUACAAUAAGGUUCUGUCUAUCAAUGAUCUAUACCCCCUGGAUGGUGCCAUGGACCCAACAAGACUGCACGAGAAAUUCUCUCGACAUCUUGCCAUACCAAAGAUGAAGGGUGAUAAGUAUGGCCUUACCAAGGUCCUUAUGCGCACGCUUAUAGGUCCACUUCUACUCCCUACUAUCCCCCGUCUCGCCCUCUUGGGGUUUUCCUUUGCUCAGCCACUCUUUAUCGAGGGGCUCCUCAAUUACCUCUCGGGGAAUAUGCUUAACCAAAAUGUUGGCUACGGCUUUAUUGGCGCCAGCUUUUUUAUCUACUCUGGCAUUGUGAUUAGCUGGGCCUUCCACCGAUACUAUCAUCAUCGUAUGCGCACUAUGCUGAGAUCUAUUCUCGUCACUGAGACGUUCAUAACGGCUACAAAUGCUCGCAUCGGGAAUGACGACAGCGCUGCGCUAACCUUAAUGAGCACCGAUAUUGAGCGAAUCAGAAUGGGUUUUCGACAACUGCAUGAUGUCUGGGCAAGUCUGAUCCAGGUGGCACUAUGCGCGUGGAUGUUGGACAGGCGACUCGGCGUUGUCUUUGUGGCUCCUAUCGUCGUUGUGCUUCUUUGCUUCUUGAGCCUUGCUAUUCUCAUGAAGUUUAUCGGAACGGCGCAGAGGAGAUGGAUGUCCCUAGUGCAGAAGCGCGUUGGUUUGACAGCUACUGUCAUCGCUAGUAUGAAGAAUCUUAAGAUAUCCGGUCUUUCUUCGUCCGUGAGCACAUUUGUGCAGAAGCUCCGAGUCGAGGAGCUUACGGCAGGAGUCCGAUAUCGUAAGAUCUAUAUCGGGGCCGCCCUGCUUGGCUUUAUUCCAUUGCUUAUCAGCCCGGCCCUAACGUUUGCCUUUACACAGAGUCGACUAGAUUCGUCAAAGGUAUUCACAAAUCUCUCUUUCCUAACCCUUAUGACACAGCCCCUAUCGCAGAUUUUCCAGACUAUUCCCGAAGUCAUCUCCGGCCUAGCUUGCAUUAGCAGAAUUCAGGCCUUUAUGGAGUGCGAGACUCGCGAAGACUUCCGUAAAGUCGCAAUUUCCUUCGAGAAACACUCCGAAAAGGACUCGCUUAGCAGUCAGCCGUCACCCGAGUCCGAAGUGGUCAUUGAGAAUGGAAGCUUCGGAUGGGAGCAAGAUAAAUUUGUCCUACAAGACAUCAACGCCAAGAUACCAAAUUCGUCACUUACCCUUGUUGUCGGACCUGUUGGCUCGGGCAAGUCUACUCUUUGCAAGGCGCUACUUGGAGAAAUUCCUUUUCAUCAAGGCAAAGUCACACUACGCACACAUGCCUCGGCUUCGUUCGUCGGGUUCUGCGACCAGACUGCGUUUGUGUUGAACGGAACCAUCAAGGAAAACAUUAUAGGUUUCUCUCCGGUGAACGAGGAUAGAUAUGCUGAGGUCAUCGAGGCAACGUCUCUCGCCUUUGACUUUGACACCCUAGCACAAGGCGAUGAGACAAACGUAGGUUCCGACGGCAUCUCUCUAUCCGGAGGCCAGAAGCAGCGCAUUUCUCUAGCACGUGCCCUAUACCUACAAGCCCACUUCCUUAUUCUCGAUGACGUCUUCAGUGGCUUAGAUGCGGACACAGAAGAGCAAGUCUUCCGCAAAGUCUUCGGACCAGCAGGACUAUUAAGACGCCGCCAAACCACCGUUCUGCUCUGCACUCACAGCGUCCGACACCUACAGGCGGCAGACCACGUUAUCGCCCUUGGCGGAGACGGUGGCAUUAGUGAGCAGGGCACAUUUGAUGCAUUAAUGGCUGGUAAUGGCUAUGUCCACCGUGUGGGGUUGAAGGGCUUGUCCGAAAGCAAGACAACCUCGGAGGAAUCUAGCAUCGAAAAUAGCGCACAGGAAUCUUCAUCGCCGGCAGAGAAGAUAAAAGCAGCCAAGCUUAUCGUUACCCCCAAUAUGGAUGCGUCGCGGAAAGUUGGAGAUGGCACCGUCUACAAGCAGUACAUGAAGAGCAUGGGACGGCUGCUCGCAGGGUCUGCCAUUCUCUUUGCUUCACUCUGGGGCUUCUUCCUGAAUUUUUCCACAAUCUGCAAGUACUCCAUGUCUUUGAAUACGGUAUGCAUUCCGAAGGAGGCGCACUCUUCCGCUUACUGGGCCGGAAUCUACGCGCUGUUUCAGAUCUCUGCCUUAAUCUCACUCUUCCUACUUGGCGCCUCCAUUUGGAUCGUCUCCAUCAAACGCGCUGGUGCAAACCUACACGAGGACAUUUUGAAGACAUUGUUCCGAGCACCACUCCGCUUCUUUACCGAAACCGACAUUGGUGUUACAACAAACUUGUUUUCGCAAGAUUUGAACCUUAUUGACACGGAGCUGCCAGAUGCCACAGUCAGCACCCUCUUUUCGAUUACCCAAGUUAUUGGGCAAAUGGCUGUUAUGCUUACGGCGGCUCCCUACUUGGCCGUCACCUUCCCCUUCCUCGCCGCCCUCCUGUAUGUGCUGCAAAAGUUUUACCUGCGCACUUCAAGGCAACUUCGAUUGCUCGACCUAGAGGCCAAAAGCCCGCUAUACACGCACUUUCUUGACAUUGUUAGAGGCAUCACAACUUUGCGAGCGUUCGGCUUUAUCCGUGAAGAUAUCCAUAAGAACGCCCGUCUUCUGACUUCGAGCCAGCGACCUUCGUAUCUCCUUCUCAUGAUCCAGGAAUGGCUAAAUGUUGUCCUCGACGUGGUAGUGAUGCUGUUGGCAGUAGGGCUGACAACGUUUGCCGUGCGAUUCCAUUCUAACUCUUCAUUCACCGGUGCUGCUCUGUACAGUCUUUUGAGUUUUGGAGAGAACCUCACUGGCAUUGUUCUUUUUUGGACUAAACUUGAAACCUCGCUUGGUGCAAUUGCUAGACUCAAGACAUUUACUGAGACGGUUGAGCCCGAGGAUAGAGAUGGAGAGGACAUCGACGCACCCGAACAGUGGCCUCAGCGCGGCGUGGUGGAACUGAAGGGAGUUUCAGCAAAAUAUGCCACUGACGAUCAGAACGAUGAGGCCACCAGCCUUGCUCUCCGCAAUAUACAACUAACUAUUAACUCGGGAGAAAAGAUUGCUAUUUGUGGUCGCACCGGUAGCGGCAAAUCCAGCCUCGUCGCCCUGCUUCUAAAGCUCCUGGAUCCAAUAGCCACCACGGCAGAGAACAUCGUGAUUGACGACCUACCGCUCCAUCGGCUAAACCGAUCCGUGCUACGCCAGCGCAUCAUCGCAGUGCCCCAAGAGGCCGUCUUUUUGCCCGAUGGGUCUACGGUUCAGAACAAUCUUGAUGUGUCUGAGGAGGCUACCCCUGAGGAGUGCAAGACCGUACUUAAAUCCGUCGGCUUAUGGGAGUUUGUCAAGGAGCGAGGCGGCUUAGCCGCCGGAAUGAACUCAUCAAGCUUCAGCAAUGGACAGCGGCAGCUGCUCUCGUUUGGCCGAGCCCUUCUCAGACGCUCCGUUCGAGAGCGCAAAUUUGGGGCGGCUGUGCAGCUCGGCGGUAUUUUGCUUCUGGACGAAGUGAGCUCAAGCGUGGAUCAGGAGACCGAACGUAUAAUGCAGGAGACUAUUAGGACCGAGUUCGAGAACUACACGGUGAUUGCAGUCAGUCAUCGAUUGGACAUGAUUAUGGACUUUGAUAGGGUGGUGGUGAUGGAUACCGGCGAGAUUGUGGAGGUGGGCAAGCCAGCUGUUUUAGCCCGAGAAGCUGGAACUAGGUUUGGUGAUUUGUUUAUGAAUGUUACGCUGUAUCAAACUAAUAAGAAUGAAACGACUCAGAAGCUAGAGUUCCUCUUUUACGAAGAACCUACCAAUCAUUUCAUUGUCGCGGAUAGCGUCCCCACCUCCCCUUGCGAGGGCCCCUCGAUUAAUCGCCGAGAUAUAAACCUUGGCUCUUAUGAGGUAGCCGUACCAUUCAUAAUGAGCUCCCUAUCACAAACUCCCAGCGAACCGACACAGAAGCGCCGGAAGAUCCGGAAAGGCACUUUCAGCUGCUGGGAAUGUAAGAAUCGUAAGAUUCGAUGCCAGUUCAUCACAUCUUCUGCAACAAUAUGUGUCUUUUGCCAGCACAAUGGAGUGCCGUGCAUCAGCCAGGACCGCCCUAAUCCCGAAGAUACAAGCUAUCAAGCCGUGGAAUGGCGCCUUAACUACGUUGAGGGUCUAGUGGCGACGCUGAUACAGCACCAAAAGGCCCAUUCACCAUCCCAAAGAUCACCGGUCAACCAGCAGGUGAACAAAAAUUUGUUCAAGAAUAUUGUAGACCCCAGGGCGAUACAUUCUCACAGGCCAGGCAACUAUGCCACUCUCGAGAGAGGCUCUCUGGGCCAUGUUCAAUCAUUACUUCCAUCAGCUGUCAUUUUUAAGCAAAUUUUGGAUCGCAGCCCGCUCCGUGUUCGACCGUUUCAUUUGCUAUUCUGUUCAACUACAUCUACCCAGGUCGACCUCCAAUCUUCAUCGGAGUCCAAUCAGCUAGUGCACCUUGCGCAGAGAAUCGUCCAACUUGCCCUAUGUUUACAGCAGCCGAAGCAGAACGUGCUAGAGCUCCGGUUUGACCAGCCUAGUCCCGAGAUGGCACAUUAUUUUAUCGGCGUCGCGUCUCGCUAUAUCACCUCCCAGGACCUACUCGUCGACUCUCUCGAUGGCGUAGAGACACUCAGUCUGGAGGCUCGCUUUCAUCUCCAUGUAGGCAAUCUCCAGGAUGCCCGACUUCUCUUCCGUCGCGCAUUAGGAAUCGCCCGCUUGCUGCUCCUCCCAUGUCGGAAGCAUGAGGACAACCGUGCAGAAUCCCUAUGGUUCCGUUUAGUCUACAGUGAUCGCUUUCUAUCCCUUAUGCUAGGACUUCCUUUUGUCGAUGUGGACUGUCAGCUCACUGGUAAACGGCAAAUUGUCGCUGACCGGUGGUCUGAUCAGUUGGAGCGCAUCCAUGUUGUGGUCGUAGGCAGGAUCAUUGCCAGAAACCUCCGCAUGCAGAAACACCAUGGAAACCAACCUGACAUGUACGAAACCCCUGUCAAUGUCUACCAAGAGACACAGGACAUCGAUAUUCAGCUCAAAAGGGCCAGCCGUAUACCCCCCGUGGAACAGUUUGUUCGGAUUCUGACGCAGAUGCAUCAAUUCUAUCUGGUGGUUUCUCUUCAUCAGCCAUACCUUCUAGAAUACCUCAGUCUAGAAUCAACACCACAUCGUCAAAUACUUGCCGAUCCGUCACCAAACUAUGCGUACAGCAAACUGGCCAUUCUCUACGCAAGCCGCGAGCUUCUUGCUCACUUUGGCAUGAUCCUUAAUGCCCUCCAGAAUAUUCCACACCGCGGCUUUGUGGAGAAGGCGUUUUCUUCUGCAAUGUGCCUCCUGAUGAUACAUAUGGAUGGGCAUCGCCUCAAGACAGAAAAUGUGUUAGAGCACCAGCGUCCUAGGGACUUGGCUGUCAUUGAUGGCGUGAUUCAUGCUAUGGAGGAAAUCUCUAACGUUCAUAAAGACAGCCUGACCCAGUCCUGUGUGAAGAUCCUAUCUACAUUAGUACGCAUGGAGGAGUAUGCAGCAAACGGAGCCGAAUAUAUUACAUGGCUGGAGCCUGAAACCCAAGAGAGCAAUGAGACUCAGGCGAUAAUCGAAGAUCAGAGGAUAAGCUUCCCAUUGCCGUAUUUUGGCAGGCUCCAUGUCUCAUGUGAAACGUCUCCAGAUCCCCCGAAUUGCGACUAA
Messenger RNA from Penicillium expansum, 6327 nucleotides. RefSeq names its product ABC transporter, integral membrane type 1. The record is from RefSeq and is a predicted model, not a curated record. Gene Ontology annotation, biological process: transmembrane transport; regulation of DNA-templated transcription. The coding region runs from base 1 to 6327 and encodes 2108 amino acids. Gene Ontology annotation, cellular component: membrane. Lineage: Eukaryota; Fungi; Ascomycota; Eurotiomycetes; Eurotiales; Aspergillaceae. Gene Ontology annotation, molecular function: zinc ion binding; ATP hydrolysis activity; ABC-type transporter activity. The transcript is spliced from 11 exons.